Molecule: messenger RNA, 346 nt
Organism: Staurois parvus
Lineage: Eukaryota; Metazoa; Chordata; Amphibia; Anura; Ranidae
Source: the annotation of a GenBank genome assembly
CUAAAACAUAACACAGUGCAAACGAACCAAACCAAACCACCCACAGAUAACAGUACAUACAGUGCAAGCGUCGUCAGGCAGGCGGGUCAAUAUCAAUCGGGCAGGUAGGUACAGGGGGAGCAAGCGGAGAAUGGUUGGGGUCACAAGCCAGGUUCAGCAGGUAGCGGGCAGCGUGGUACAGAGGGUCAGGCAGAGGGAUGGUCAGGAACGAGCCGGGAUCAGAGCAGGAGUCAGCAGAGGUGCCAGGGUCAGGCAGGGUCAGCAAGCAAGGACAGGAACAGGAUGCAGGAACAGGAUACAGGGCCCAGGAAAAACACACACCAAGGCUGAGUCUGCAGGUCUGGCC